AUGGCUACAGCAGUAGGUAUUGAUUUGGGUACAGCAUAUUCAUGUGUUGCUCUAUUUCAACAUGGUCACGUUGAAAUUAUUCCUAAUGAACGAGGUAAUAGAAUAACACCAUCAUAUGUUGCAUUCACCGAUGAUGGACGUUUAAUUGGUGAUGCUGCAAAAAAUCAAAUAGCUUCUAACCCAAAUAAUAC
This is a messenger RNA of Adineta steineri, 191 nucleotides long. The record is from the annotation of a GenBank genome assembly. NCBI's taxonomy places the organism in Eukaryota, Metazoa, Rotifera, Eurotatoria, Adinetida, Adinetidae.